AUGACUUCCUGGUUGAGCUCUUGGUUUUCUAAAGAUGAACAUCAAAAUGUGAAAAUUGAUAGCAGUUUGGUAUUUUAACUGAUAUUUUUGAGCCAAAUACAUUUAAAUUUUCCAGACAAAACAUUGGAUUGGUGCAUGGUGGCGUGAUGAGCAAGAGUAUAUACCGGUAAUUUUAAUUUUUCUAUUUGAAAACAUGUGUUUUUGUUUCAGGAAAUGAGACCAGGGGAAAGGUUAUAUGGACCGGACAAUUUAAAUUGUGUGUCUUUAGAAAACAAUACAAUCGCGGUUAGUUAUCUAUUGCAUUUAUCCAAUAUUUGAGAACGUUUCCAGUUUGAUGGUUAUUCACAACGUGAUAGAUUAGAUGAUGAUUUCCUUUGGUUCCAACCAAAAAAAUUAUGCAUGAGUUUUACAAAAUUUCCAAGAGGAGAAGAGUAUAUUCGAUUUUUGACUAGUGUUCGUACAUUCAUUAUUUCAAACAUAGAAAUUGAUGAAGUUUGCUAUUGCUUAUCAUUCAUGCCAAACUUGUUCAAUUUGGUUAUUCACGAUUCACAGAAAGGAGAGAACUAUUAUCACGAUGAAGAUUUUAUUCGAAUGUUUGAAUCAUUGAAACUUACACAGACGAAAUAUUUUCAAUUAAUGUCAGUUUGCUUUAAAAUUUGGAAGUUUUUUUCUGAAGGGCAAAAAAAACUUUCAAAAAAUGACUUUCAAGUCGCGUUCCACCGUACUUUUUUCAAUGUUAAGUGAAAUUUUGAAAUUAUCGAAUCCUAUUAAUAUCCAUUUUAAAUUGAUUUCUAAAACUUUCACAAUAUUUUACACAGUUUUUUUAAUUUUCACCGCUUACCACAUGUAAUUUCUAAACUUAUUUCAGAUGUCAACUGGAUCACAAAUUGACCAUAGAAGUUAUUGAUUCAUUUUUGUUGGCAACGAAAGAUUUAAGAGAGAGGCAUAUAAAAAUACAAUUUUAUAAAUUCGCAAUCGACGGUAGAAAAAUGCGUCCUAUAAUUGAACAUGUGGAUGGAAUUUAUCGAUUUUUUGAGAGCACCGAAAAUUGUUCGCAGACAUACGAAAUAUCCAAGGACACAAACAUGGUUCAUAAAUUUCUAAUGAUUUGAAGUCAAACAUUUUUUUUCAGGCCGAAAUAUCGGGAUCAAUCAUGUUUUGCUUUGUGGAUUGGUUUCCAAUCUUUGAGAUUGUAAAAGAAUUAGAGCGUAGAUUGCCGAGGCAAACAAGUAAUGUGGAAAGAUUCAGAGACGUGUUCAGAGUUGAGAAAAAAGAAUAUGGUGCUCGCCAACUCAAAGUACUUUUUUCUCUUCAAGAAGCUGUUAAUGGGAUUAAUCUGGCUGGAUGGCUCUCGGAGAAUUCUGAAGUUGUGAAUGGUCUUCCAUAUGACGAAGUUGAUGGAUUUGUAGCUCUCUAA
Molecule: messenger RNA, 1417 nt
Organism: Caenorhabditis angaria
Lineage: Eukaryota; Metazoa; Nematoda; Chromadorea; Rhabditida; Rhabditidae
Source: the annotation of a GenBank genome assembly